CCGUAAAUGCCUCUCUACAUCGAGCUGGCAAUGGGGGAAAAACGCGUGGCCUGGUGGCAGGGUCCCGAUAUAAAACUCGAGGCUGCCAGUCUGCAGCACCCAUCCUCUGCAACCCUCCCAAGCGUCAGACAGCGUCUUACCAAAUCCGAGACUAACCAUGUCGUGCCCACGCAUUCUUGGCCUCCUGGUCCUUGCCCUCUCCGGCACUGUCCUGGGCCAGAUCGUCGACGGCGGCAAGUAUGAUGUCCCGACGGCCGGACCGCCUGCCAGCUUCUUCGCCGCGGCAACGACGCUGCCCGUCGCCACACUGCAAACUGCGGCUGCCCGGGCGAGCAUCGUGCCCCCCAAGGCUGUCUACCCCGUGAGUCGCGAGAGCGGCGCCCCCCUGUCGACCAUCCACAGUGACUGGGUCCGAUUCAACCAGGGUGCCGCGCUCAGCUGGGUGGCGGACAUGGACGUCGACUGCGAUGGCAAAGACUGGAAGUGCACCGUAAGGGAGAGCUUUGCAACGGAAUCGCAGCCCCCACUGACCGGCCAGGCAAACGGCGAUGGCCAGCCGCAGACCAACUGGGGCGCGUUGGCCGCCUACGAGGUGCCCUGGAUCGUCAUCCCCGACCAGUUCCUCGUGGCCAACACCAAUCUCCUCCCGGGCAACAACGUGGCGGCCGUGAUAUGCAACGGCAAGAUGUUCUACGGCAUCCUGGGGGACUCGAACGGCGACAACCCCCAGAUCACGGGCGAGGCCUCGUGGGUGAUGGCCCGGACCUGCUUCCCCGAUGAGGGCCUCAGCGGCGGCAAGGGACACACGGCCGCCGACGUCACCUACAUCGUCUUCACCGGCAACAAUGCCGUGCUGCCCCCCAGCGCCCUGAACCGGAACUACCUCACCAACUUCGGCACCCUGCGCGCCAUGGGCGACAAGCUGGUGGGGGAUCUUGUAUCCAACCUGAAGCUGUCCCCACGGAACUCGACCCCGACCACCCUGGUGUCCCGCGCCACUCCCACCGAGGGUAUGUCGACUUAGUCCCGGGUGUUUAUCGCCGAUUCCACAGAGGUACCUUGCUCACUGACGACUGCAUUCGGCCUGCGACCAUGGAGUUGCAGCUGGCCGUUGACGAUUG
Molecule: messenger RNA, 1121 nt
Organism: Aspergillus heteromorphus CBS 117.55
Lineage: Eukaryota; Fungi; Ascomycota; Eurotiomycetes; Eurotiales; Aspergillaceae
Product: glycoside hydrolase family 75 protein
Exons: 4
Coding region: 158-1024 (288 amino acids)
Molecular function (GO): chitosanase activity
Source: RefSeq, a predicted model, not a curated record